AUGGCAGGGGUGUGGGUGUCUUGGAAUGUGAGGGGGUUAGGAAGAGCUGAGAAGAGGAAGGCUAUUAGAUUGGAGUUGGACAAGCUGAAACCUGAAGUCAUAUUGUUACAAGAAACAAAACUGAAUGAGGGUCGUGAAGAGCUGUUGGGUGGAUGGAUACGGGAAAAACAGUUGGAGGCAUGCAGUAUUCUAGCAGUGCAUGCAGCUGGUGGAUUAUUAACUUUGUGGAGAAAAGAUAAGUUUCGUUGUGAUCAGGUGGUGCGUGGGGAUGGCUUUUUCCUGGUAGUUUUGAGCUUGAUAAAUACAGAGGGGGUUUGUGUGGUGUGUAAUGUCUAUGGUCCUCAUGACUCUAGGGAGCGGGGACACAUGUUUGAAGAAUUAGGAUUGGCGCUGGAGGGAAGAGUAGGGAGGGUGGUGUUUGGUGGUGAUUUUAAUGCUAUUCUCAAUGAUGGGGAGAAGCAGGGAGCUGGUGGUGAUACGUUAGGUGAUCCUUCUUUCAAAGAGUUUGUCUCCAACCAGUAUUUGAUCGAUUUGCCUAUGCUAAACGGAGAUCAUACUUGGGGAAGCACUAGGAAUGAAGGGUUGUGGAGUCGUUUGGAUCGGUGGCUAAUUAAUGAGGAGGCCCUGUUGGGCUUUGAUGGGGUUGUACAGAUAGCUCAGGAUUGGGGGUUGUCGGAUCAUCGUGCUGUUGUGUUAAACUAG
Lotus japonicus is the source of this 702-nucleotide messenger RNA. RefSeq lists its product as uncharacterized. Gene Ontology annotation, biological process: base-excision repair. The transcript has a single exon. The coding region runs from base 1 to 702 and encodes 233 amino acids. The record is from RefSeq and is a predicted model, not a curated record. Gene Ontology annotation, cellular component: nucleus. Lineage: Eukaryota; Viridiplantae; Streptophyta; Magnoliopsida; Fabales; Fabaceae. Gene Ontology annotation, molecular function: double-stranded DNA 3'-5' DNA exonuclease activity; phosphoric diester hydrolase activity; DNA-(apurinic or apyrimidinic site) endonuclease activity.